AUGAAUAGCGCUCAUUCUUUGGCUGGACUCCUGCUCCUCAUCAUCAUCCAAAGCAGCUGGCAGGUGCCUGACCAGGACACAGACCGAAACGCUAUGCUUUUGACUGAAAACUCCUUGUUGACUGAACCCAUUGAGCUCCCAAACGUGAAAAGACAUUCAGAGGGAACAUUUUCCAAUGACUACAGUAAAUAUCUGGAGACAAGAAGAGCACAAGACUUUGUCCAAUGGCUAAAAAACUCAAAAAGAAACGGGAGUCUAUUUAGACGCCAUGCAGACGGCACCUACACCAGCGAUGUGAGCUCCUACCUGCAGGACCAGGCAGCCAAGGAGUUUGUGACCUGGCUGAAGGCCGGCCGAGGCAGAAGAGAGUAACCUCCGC
Messenger RNA from Chelmon rostratus (copperband butterflyfish), 379 nucleotides. RefSeq names its product glucagon b (gene gcgb). Gene Ontology annotation, molecular function: glucagon receptor binding; hormone activity. Gene Ontology annotation, biological process: response to starvation. The record is from RefSeq and is a predicted model, not a curated record. NCBI's taxonomy places the organism in Eukaryota, Metazoa, Chordata, Actinopteri, Chaetodontiformes, Chaetodontidae. Gene Ontology annotation, cellular component: extracellular region. The coding region runs from base 1 to 372 and encodes 123 amino acids. The transcript has 3 exons.